Lampris incognitus (smalleye Pacific opah) is the source of this 4563-nucleotide messenger RNA. RefSeq names its product carbamoyl-phosphate synthase 1, mitochondrial (gene cps1). Gene Ontology annotation, cellular component: cytoplasm; carbamoyl-phosphate synthase complex. The record is from RefSeq and is a predicted model, not a curated record. NCBI's taxonomy places the organism in Eukaryota, Metazoa, Chordata, Actinopteri, Lampriformes, Lampridae. Gene Ontology annotation, molecular function: metal ion binding; carbamoyl-phosphate synthase (glutamine-hydrolyzing) activity; ATP binding. Bases 1 to 4563 code for a protein of 1520 amino acids. The transcript is spliced from 38 exons. Gene Ontology annotation, biological process: 'de novo' pyrimidine nucleobase biosynthetic process; L-arginine biosynthetic process; L-glutamine metabolic process.
AUGACAACAAUCUUGUCAGCUUACAACGCGGUGAAAUCUCUGAGGCAUGGGUGUCUCGUUAGCAGAGCGCUGGGCCACAAGUCCGGCUGGUGGCCCGGCGCGGCCAGAGCCUUCAGUGUAAAGGCUCGGACAGCCAACCUUGUCCUGGAGGAUGGUACGAGGAUGAAAGGCUUCUCUUUUGGGCACGAUAUAUCUUCAGCCGGGGAGCUGGUCUUCAACACUGGCCUGGUGGGGUAUCCGGAGGCCUUGACGGACCCUAGCUACAGAGGCCAGAUCCUGACCUUGACCUACCCUAUUGUGGGGAACUAUGGUGUGCCCAACACUCAGGAGCUGGAUGAGUUAGGCCUGAGAAAACACGUGGAGUCGGAUCACAUCCAGGUGUCAGGCCUCCUAGUGCAAGACUACAGUCAUGAAUACAGCCACUGGAACUCUGUCAAGUCCCUGGGUCAUUGGUUACAAGAAGAGAAGGUUCCUGCGCUGUUUGGGAUAGACACUAGAAUGCUAACAAAGAUCAUCAGAGACAAGGGUACAGUGUUGGGGAAGAUUGAAUUUGAUGGGCAGCCUGUGGAGAUAUCUGACCCCAACAAGGAAAACCUGGUAGCAGCGGUCUCAACCAAGGAAAUCAAAGUGUUUGGAAAAGGUAACCCCAUCAAAGUGGUGGCUGUUGACUGUGGUAUCAAGCACAACAUCAUCCGCUUGCUGGUUAAGCGUGGUGCAGAGGUCCAUCUAGUCCCGUGGGACCAGGACCUGCUGAGUCUUGACUACGAUGGCCUGUUUAUUUCCAAUGGGCCUGGAGACCCCUCUCUGGCCCAGACCCUGAUUCAGAAUGUCCGCAAGGUGCUGGAGAGUGACCGUCCCCAGCCUGUAUUUGGGAUUUGCAUGGGUAACCAGAUCACUGCUCUGGCUGCAGGGGCGAAGUCCUACAAACUACCCAUGGGCAACAGAGGCCAGAAUCAGCCGGUGCUGAAUGUGAUGACGGGUCAGGCCUGCAUCACGGCCCAGAACCAUGGAUACGGCAUCGACAGCAAGUCCCUGCCUCCGGGAUGGAGUCCGCUGUUUGUCAACGCCAACGAUGGCACUAACGAGGGCAUCAUGCAUAACACGAAGCCGGUCUUCACUGCUCAGUUUCACCCCGAGGCGAAGGGUGGUCCCACAGACACCGAGUUCCUCUUCGAUGCAUUCAUAUCCCUGAUCAAGGAAGGGAAGGAUGUGAACAUCGUGUCAGUCAUGCCCAAGAAACCUGACAUCCCUCCCCGAGCGCAGCUGUCUAAGGUGCUGGUGCUAGGCUCUGGUGGCCUAUCUAUCGGCCAGGCUGGAGAAUUUGAUUACUCUGGGUCUCAAGCCGUCAAAGCCAUGAAGGAGGAGAACCUGAGGACGGUGCUGAUGAACCCCAACAUUGCCUCGGUGCAGACCAACGAGGUGGGCACCAAGCAGGCCGACUCUGUCUACUUUCUGCCCGUCACACCACAGUUUGUAACAGAGGUUAUCAAAACCGAGCGUCCGGACGGCAUCUUGCUGUCCAUGGGGGGACAGACUGCACUCAACUGCGGAGUGGAGCUGUUUCAGAGUGGGAUCCUGAAGCAGUACGGGGUUAAGGUUCUGGGGACCCCGGUGGAAUCCAUCAUGGCCACAGAAGACAGACAGCUGUUUGCUGACAAGCUGAUGGAGAUCAACGAGAAGAUUGCGCCCAGUAUUGCUGUCGAGUCGGUUUCAGAUGCCCUGAAAGCAGCGGAGCAGAUUGGUUAUCCGGUGAUGCUCCGCUCAGCUUAUGCACUGGGGGGCCUGGGCUCGGGACUGUGCGCUGACAAAAGCAAACUGGAGGAGACGGCUCGCAAGGCUUUGGCAAUGAGCAGUCAAAUCUUGGUGGAGAAGUCCCUGCUGGGUUGGAAGGAAGUGGAGUAUGAGGUGGUAAGAGAUGUGGCAAACAACUGUGUCACCGUCUGUAACAUGGAGAACUUUGACCCCCUGGGCAUACACACAGGUGACUCCAUUGUGGUGGCACCUAGCCAGACACUGUCCAAUGAGGAAUACCAUAUGCUUCGCGAGACGGCCAUCAAAGUGGUACGUCACCUUGGCAUUGUUGGUGAGUGCAACAUCCAGUAUGCUCUGCACCCAUCCUCCCUGGAGUACUGCAUCAUCGAGGUCAAUGCACGCCUUUCCCGAAGCUCCGCGCUAGCUUCCAAAGCCACUGGGUACCCGCUGGCAUUUGUAGCAGCCAAGUUGGCUCUGGGCAUCCCUCUGCCAGAGAUCAAGAAUGCAGUGUCAGAGAAGACCACAGCCUGCUUUGAGCCCAGUCUGGACUACAUUGUGACCAAGAUCCCCCGAUGGGACCUUGACCGCUUCCAGGGCAUGUCCAGAGAAAUAGGAAGUGCCAUGAAAAGUGUUGGAGAGGUGAUGGCUGUGGGCCGUACCUUUGAAGAGAGCAUGCAGAAGGCACUGAGGAUGUGCCACCCCUCAGUUGAUGGAUUUGUGCCACGGCUGCCUCUGAAGAGGGCCUGGGCAGACUCUCAGGACCUGCAGCAAGAGCUGGCCGUACCCUCCAGCACACGUAUCUUCUCCCUCGCCAAGGCCCUCCACAGUGGCAUGGGUGUGGAGCAGAUCCAUCAGCUGACAGCCAUAGACAAGUGGUUCCUCCACAAACUCCACCGAAUCACUCAGCUUGAGCAGCACCUAGCACACUACAACAGCGGUACAGUUCCCAGGGACCUGCUGCUGAAGGCCAAACAGGACGGCUUCUCAGAUCGACAGGUGGGCCAAGUCCUGGGUUCCAAUGAGGUAGUGGCCAGAGAACUGAGGCUGGCUCACGGCAUCAGACCCUGGGUCAAACAGAUUGACACCUUGGCAGCAGAGUACCCAGCCAUGACCAACUACCUGUACUGCACCUACCAUGGCCAGGAGCAUGAUCUGGACUUUAAAGACCAAGGAGUCAUGAUUUUGGGCUGUGGGCCGUACCACAUUGGGAGCAGUGUGGAGUUCGACUGGUGUGCUGUGUCCAGUAUCCGGGCACUGAGGCAGAUGGGUAAGAAGACAGUGGUGGUCAACCACAACCCCGAGACCGUCAGCACCGACUUUGACGAGUGUGACCGUCUGUACUUCGAGGAGCUGACUCUGGAGCGCAUCCUGGACAUAACACAGCAGGAGGGUUGUUCUGGAAGUAUAGUGUCAGUGGGGGGUCAGAUUCCCAACAACUUAGCUGUGCCACUGCACCUGAAUGACGUGAAUAUCCUGGGCACCAGUCCACUGCAGAUUGACCGGGCUGAGGAGCGCUCCAUCUUCUCCAGCAUCCUGGAUGAUCUUGGCGUGGUACAGGCCCCGUGGAGGGCCCUUAGUUCCCUGGAAGACGCCUUUGCUUUUGCCAACCAGGUGGGCUACCCGUGUCUCUUGCGCCCCUCCUAUGUUUUGAGUGGCUCUGCGAUGAAUGUUGCGUAUGGAGAAGAAGAGAUGAAGCGCUUCUUAGAAGAGGCCAGUCAGGUGUCUCAGGAGCAUCCGGUGGUCAUCACCAAGUUCAUCUGUGGUGCCAGGGAGGUAGAGGUGGAUGCUGUGGCCAAGGGUGGUAAGGUUCUGGUCCAUGCCAUAACGGAGCAUGUGGAAGAUGCUGGGGUGCACUCAGGAGACGCCACCCUAAUGCUGCCUACCCAGACCAUCAGCCAGGGGGCCUUGGAGAAGGUGAAAAUUGCCACUCGCAAAAUCGCACAAGCGUUUGAGAUUUCAGGACCCUUUAAUACUCAAUUCCUGGUUAAAGGCAAUGAUGUCAUGGUGAUAGAAUGUAAUCUUCGGGCGUCACGGUCAUUCCCCUUUGUGUCCAAAACCAUUGGGGUCGACUUCAUCAAUGUGGCUACCAAGGUGAUGGUGGGAGAGCCUCUGGAUGAGGUCAGCCUGCCCUCACUGGAGAACCCCUUUAUUCCUGUCAACUACGUAGGCAUCAAGGCCCCCAUGUUCUCCUGGCCUCGGCUGAGGGAUGCGGACCCCGUGCUGCGCUGCGAGAUGGCCUCCACCGGAGAAGUAGCGUGUUUUGGACCAAACAUCUAUUCAGCCUUCCUGAAGGCCAUGCUCUCCACGGGAUUCAAGUUGCCUCAGAAGGGCAUCCUGAUCGGGAUUCAGCAUUCCUUCCGGCCCAACUUCCUUGCCACGGCCCACCAGCUAAAAGAGGAGGGCUUCAAGCUGUUUGCCACUGAGGCCACCUCAGCCUGGUUGUGUGCCAACGAUGUGCAUGCCACUCCAGUAGCCUGGCCCACCCAGAAGGAAGGAGAGACCAGUUUGCCCAGUAUUAAUCGACUGAUUAACGAGGGCCACAUUGACCUGGUGGUCAACCUACCCAAUAACAACACACAACACAUAAAGGAUAACUUCCUCAUCCGGAGGAUGGCCGUGGACCACGGUGUGCCCCUCAUCACUAACUACCAGAUUGUGAAGCUGUUUGCGGAGGCCAUCCGCUGCACUGGCGAGCUGGACACCACCAGCCUCUUCCACUACCGCCAGAAAGAGGGGAACCAGAGAGAGGCUGGCCAGCAGAGCUCGAGCUCCCUCCUCCUGCCAUCGCCUCCCUCUCCAGUCCCACAGUGA